CAUUGAACAAAUGUUGAUGUUUCCUCAGAAAAUGCCUGAGCAUCCCCUCAGCCUCGUCUCUCCCUCAGUCCUCAACAUGCUCAGGUAGGACUGACUUCAGGGGGGAAUUUUGUGUCUGCUGCUCAUUCUGCUUCUGCAACUUACCGCUGUACCUCGGUGCUGAAUCUGACCUGUCUCCCGUCAAGGAGGGGAUUGAAACAUGGCCCUUCCCAACUCUGGUUUGAAGAGAGAGAAACCAUGGCAUCUAUCAGCGUCGGUGUGCCCCCCCGUCUGCGUGGCUCUCCUGUCCCUCCUCCUCGCCCCGGCACUUGGACAACUCGACUUCAACCGAUUGGAUGGCGAUACAGUUUGCCCACCAAUGAGAAGUGGCCAAGAUGACCUUCCAGGUUUUGAUCUGAUCACCCAGUUCCAGCUGGAUAUGCUCUCUCUGAAAGGUGUGAGGAAGGUGGAAGGCUCCACCGCCCUGCAGGUGGCCUACCGCCUUGACAGGGAGGCCAACUUCCAAAUUCCAACCAUGCUAAACUUUCCUCGCGGCUUCCCCGACGAGUACUCCUUCAUGGUGACUUUCCGCAUGAUUAAGAACUCAGUGAACAAGGUGUGGAACGUCUGGCAAGUAGUGGACGAAGACGGCUACAAACAAGCCGGACUGAGGCUGAAUGGCGACCAGUUGUCUCUGGAGUACUUCCUGAUGGGCGCCGACGGCAACCUGCAGACUGUCACCUUCCCCGGCCUUUCUGUGCUCUUCAACACAAAGUGGCACAAAGUGAUGAUUGGCGUAGAGCGUGACCAGGUCACUCUGUAUGUGGACUGCCAGCCUGUGGAUCACAGACCCAUCAAAGGCAAAGGCCCCAUCAACACAGAGGGAGAAACUCUCAUUGGCAGGCUGGAUGCUGAUCCCGAUACCUCUGUAGUGUUUGAACUCCAGUGGAUGCUGAUUCACUGUGACCCGAAGAGGGCCCAGCGAGAGAGCUGCAACGAGCUGCCUGCCACCGAGAUGUAUGCCAAUGCUGAGCCUGAUAAAUCAAUCCAAGGCCCCCCAGGAGCCCCUGGCCCAGAGGGCCCCCGAGGGCCCGCAGGAGAAAACGGCAGAGAUGGAAGAGAUGGUCUUCCUGGUUCUACUGGCAGUCCAGGCAAUCCUGGCAGCAAAGGGGAGAAGGGGGAAAUCGGUCUUCCUGGACAGAGAGGCCUGCCUGGCCUUCCAGGAGCUGCUGGUUCUUCUGGUCCAAUGGGUCCUCGUGGGCCUGUAGGGGAGAGAGGACUUCCUGGCUUUCCAGGACCUCCUGGUCCCACUGGCCCAGCAAGUGAAGGACCCGCUGGACCGCCAGGGAAACCAGGAAUCCCAGGAGAUGAGGGAAACAUCGGGCCUGAGGGUCAACCUGGACCCAGAGGGAAACCCGGCACCACAGGGCCUGCUGGCCCUCCUGGUCCACCAGGGCCGGCGGGGCUGCCUGGUGCCAGCAAUGAGGGAAGCGGGGAACCUUGUCCUGCUGCCUGCCCUGCUGGCCCGCAGGGACUGGCUGGGCUACCAGGGAUGAAGGGACACACAGGUUUGCCUGGUGAACCUGGAAAAAAUGGAGAACCUGGAGCGAAGGGAGAUGCUGGAGAGCAAGGUCCUCAGGGGCCAGUGGGUCGCAUGGGAGAUGAUGGGCAAAGAGGACCGAUUGGAUUCCCUGGAAGCAUGGGGGAAAAGGGAGACAGAGGUCCUCCUGGUUUCAAUGGCGUUCCAGGACCUACCGGCCCACCUGGAGCUCCUGGUGUGGAGGGAAUCCGUGGACGUCAGGGUUUGGAGGGUGCCAAGGGCGAAGAGGGAGCUGUGGGACCUCAAGGAGAACAGGGUCCUGCAGGGGAAAAGGGAGACGUUGGAGAGCCUGGCAAAGACGGCUUGGAUGGACUUCCCGGGGUUGAUGGAGCCAAGGGAGAGGCUGGUACUGCUGGAGCUAGUGGUGUCAGGGGGAUUGUGGGUAUUCCAGGGCUGCCAGGGAAGCAGGGAGUAGUUGGACCCUCUGGUGCAAAGGGGGAUACUGGUGAUGAGGGACCCGUCGGGCCAGUCGGACUUCCUGGAAAGACUGGGGAGUCUGGAAAAGAUGGACAAGAUGGGAAACCAGGAAGUAAAGGAUCAACCGGUGAAACAGGAAAACAAGGGCCAGUUGGGCCUGCAGGUCCUCCAGGCAUCCAGGGUGACAAAGGAGAUAAAGGUAGCACUGGUGCCACAGGACUGAAGGGUCAUACUGGACACAAAGGUGAUCAGGGACCUAUGGGACCAAUGGGACCAAAAGGAAGUUUGGGGGACACAGGUAUAGCAGGAGAUCCUGGGGUCAAGGGAGACCAGGGCCCUCCUGGUGUUACUGGAAUCAAAGGAGAGCGUGGAGAAAAAGGCCAACGAGGGGCUACAGGAGACGAGGGCCGACCAGGCCAGCCGGGUCAUUCCGGUUUGUCUGGGCCAAUGGGAGCUCGAGGGCUGGAGGGAGAACCAGGUGUUCCUGGAUCACCAGGCCCCAGAGGUCUGCCUGGCCCAAAAGUGAAUGACGAGAAGCUUCGGGAAAUGUGCUCAGCUGUUGUUGAAGAACAAUUAGCAGAGUUUAUGAAAGAGUUUAUGAAGAGGCCGGCAGCCAUUGGUGCCCCUGGUACUCCUGGACCGGUAGGACCCCCUGGCCCCCCUGGACCAAUUGGAGUGGCAGGAGCAGUAGGGUCUCCCGGUCCGGCAGGUGCAAAAGGUCAUCCAGGUUACUUUGGGCUUCCGGGCCUACCGGGCAGUAAAGGUGAUGCUGGGGAGAAGGGAGACAAGGGAGACAAGGGACUGGAUGGUGUAGGAAUCAAAGGAAGCCCAGGCGAACCGGGUGCACCAGGUGCCCCAGGCGCUCCUGGCAUUGCAAAGGAUGGCAAGAAUGGAGACCGCGGUGAGACAGGAAGUCCUGGUGUCCCAGGAGCAGCUGGUCCAAAGGGAGCUUCAGGUCCGCCCGGGCUUUGCGAUCCAUCAACCUGUAUCAGCAGACUUCCACCUUUCUACAUGGUCAGCGGAAAGAAGUCCGCCGGCUACAGACACCCAUGAGACAUCCCAGUUCGUUGACACAAUCCAGAUCUCAUCCUGCAGCGACCACGUUUCAGGGCUACUCAGAAGGGCGGGGGCGACGUGGUGAUCAUUGGGAGUCUCCAUCUGUCUCCAUCUGAACCACGGCUCUAAGAGACACAAAGGGAAACAGAGACAAGGCACAAUUGUAGAAUAAUGUAUAGACGUUGUAUGUGGUUACAGUGAGAGCUUAUCUAAUGUUCAAAGAUAGCUGCUACUGAUGGCCAAAGCUUCUCCCAGCCGACGACAGGCACGCUUGCCCAUGAGUUGACCCGUAAAAAUCUUUGUGGUUACAACUGCUGACCGCUUAUCUUAGUGAAAACUAACAUGACAACUUGUAAAGGCACAUCUCUCUGAUUUCUCUCUUAUGCAUGUCAUUUUUCAUUCCUUGAAUAAGCUCCCUGAAAACAUAGAUUCUACUUGUUUAGCUACGUGUAAAGCCUACAGGAUACCAGAUUCUCCACCUCAGUCACGAGCCAAUUGGAAAGUGGAACUAUAAUUUGAGGCUUUGCUUUCAAAACAAAACUACAAAAAGGUUCACAUUAACAUUUAAAAUUGUGCAGACUUGCGCUGACAUGUCCAAUAAUUUGCUAAUAAUUGUUUUGCCUGAUUUUGUCCAAUAAAUUUGUUCUUUUUCAAACAAUGUAAUAAAGUGAUAUGUUUUGGAAA
This is a messenger RNA of Etheostoma cragini (Arkansas darter), 3736 nucleotides long. RefSeq names its product collagen alpha-3(IX) chain-like. The record is from RefSeq and is a predicted model, not a curated record. NCBI's taxonomy places the organism in Eukaryota, Metazoa, Chordata, Actinopteri, Perciformes, Percidae. The transcript has 38 exons. The coding region runs from base 200 to 3049 and encodes 949 amino acids.